Archocentrus centrarchus (flier cichlid) is the source of this 6432-nucleotide messenger RNA. RefSeq names its product androgen receptor (gene ar). The record is from RefSeq and is a predicted model, not a curated record. NCBI's taxonomy places the organism in Eukaryota, Metazoa, Chordata, Actinopteri, Cichliformes, Cichlidae. Gene Ontology annotation, molecular function: nuclear receptor activity; zinc ion binding; sequence-specific DNA binding. The transcript is spliced from 8 exons. Gene Ontology annotation, biological process: regulation of DNA-templated transcription; androgen receptor signaling pathway. Bases 167 to 2431 code for a protein of 754 amino acids. Gene Ontology annotation, cellular component: nucleus.
CAUCUCAGUUUAGGAGGAGUUUGUGACUCCUGUGGUUCACCUAGGACCUUUAACCAAAACGUUUUUCACAACGUGAGAAUUGGGCUGAGCUUUAACUACUGUGCUACUGAGACCUACAGAGAUUUUUGUCGUGCAAAGUCCUGGCAAAGUAAACACUUUCUGGGACAUGAGCCAAACGAGCCGACAGUUAUUUUGUAGCAAAAUUUGGCCAGAGGAUAGAAAAACAUACUCAGGCGACGUUGUGAGCGCUGUCAGUAUGGCGCAAAAAACUGAAGAAAGUCGUGUCUGUUUGACCAAAACCCCGGCAGGAAGCGAUGCCGGGAGGUUGACAGAAUCCGAUGAUGCAGACAUUUACGGAUCCGGGCGCAUUAUUCCGCAAGCCUGUGACAUGGAGAAACGCUGCUGCCAGACAGCUGCUUCUCCUCAGGAUGAGUUAAACGCUGACUGCCGAGUGGGCGACAGUCGCUCCUUUUCUGCCUGCGCCACAAUCUCAGAAACAGCCAGGGAGCUCUGCAAAGCUGUGUCCGUGUCUCUGGGUCUGGCAACAGAGUCUAGUGACACGAGCGAAGCGCAUGUUGCUCUUCCCCCGUCUGCGGCAAAUGAUCAAAUGAGCGCUGAGUAUUUAUUCGGGGUCGAAGCCGCGGCUGCGAACUGUCCCGGAACCUCCGCUUCUCUCUCCGAGUACCGGUGUCCCAACCGAGAUGAGCUGCACGACCAGAAGCAACAGGUGAAAAUGUUCAAAAGUUCACAAACUGCUGCGCCUUUUCAUCGCACCACUUCCACGGCAACAUCUGUGAAUGCGCAAAACUUCACGCUGUGCGAGGCUGAUGACAUAACUCCAAAAGAGAUAGAUCAUCUGGACAUAGCGUGCGCUGCCUCUUGCCCUUACGCCCCAGCUGCGCCAGAGCCGCUGGCACACUUCGGCCGUACGGCUACAGAGAGGCCGCGCGGAGCCUACAACCCUCUGGAUGAAGCUGGGGAUGCCACGGAGAACAAGUUCGGUGGUUUUCACGCAGAACAAUACGGCGUCAAAGUCAAAUCUGAGAGAAGUGUGUCUGCAGGGGCGUUGUGGGUCAAUACGCCUAAUUACACCUCGCAGUUUUGGGGGUCGAGGCAGUGCAUGAAUGUGCAGAGCUCAGGAGCGAACUCCGCGUUCGUAUGCAAUCCAUAUGACGGGGGCGUCAUGCGCCCUGAACAGUGGUACCCUGGCGGGAUGCUGAGGACGCCCUAUCCCAACUCCAACUACGUGAAGGGUGAUGUCGGCGAAUGGCUGGAUGUCACUUACAACGACGCCAGGUUUGAGUCCGGUAGGGAGCACAUGUUUCCCAUGGAGUUCUUCUUUCCCCCUCAGAGGACAUGCCUGAUCUGCUCAGACGAGGCAUCUGGCUGCCAUUACGGUGCACUCACCUGUGGCAGCUGCAAGGUUUUCUUCAAAAGAGCUGCCGAAGGCAAGCAGAAAUACCUGUGUGCAAGCAAGAACGACUGCACUAUCGAUAAGCUAAGAAGAAAGAAUUGCCCCUCCUGUCGCCUGAAGAAGUGCUUUGAAGCUGGAAUGACUCUUGGAGCACGUAAGCUAAAGAAGAUUGGACAACAGAAAAGCCCAGAAGAAGAUCAUGUUGCUCAGGAUCCAGUGGAGGUUAUCCCACACAUCUCUCCUAAAUCUGGUGUGCAUCUCAACUCCCAGCUGGUCUUCCUCAACAUCCUGGAGGCCAUUGAGCCUGAGGUCGUGAAUGCAGGCCACGACUGUGGCCAGCCAGACUCCGCUGCCACCUUGCUCACCAGCCUCAACGAGCUGGGGGAGAGACAGCUGGUCAAAGUGGUCAAAUGGGCAAAAGGAUUGCCAGGUUUCAGAAAUCUCCACGUGGAUGACCAGAUGACCGUCAUUCAGCAAUCCUGGAUGGGGGUGAUGGUGUUUGCCUUGGGAUGGAGGUCCUAUAAGAAUGCAAAUGGCAGGAUGCUUUACUUUGCCCCGGACCUUGUGUUCAAUGAAGACAGGAUGCACGUUUCCACCAUGUAUGAGCACUGCAUACGGAUGAGACAUCUCUCUCAGGAGUUUGAGAUGCUGCAGAUCACCCAGGAAGAGUUUCUCUGCAUGAAGGCCUUGCUCCUCUUUAGUAUUAUACCCGUUGAGGGUUUGAAGAGUCAGAAGUACUUCGAUGAACUGCGUCUCACCUACAUCAACGAACUCGACCGCCUCAUUAACCUUCAAACGAUGACAAAUAAUUCUCAGAGGUUCUACCACCUCACACGACUUAUGGACUCUCUCCAAAUGACAGUCAAGAAGCUCCAUCAGUUUACCUUCGACCUUUUCAUCCAGGCUCAGUCGCUGCACACCAAGGUCAGCUUUCCAGAGAUGAUUGGAGAAAUAAUCUCAGUACAUGUACCAAAGAUCCUGGCAGGUUUGGCUAAACCAAUUUUGUUUCAUAAGUAGAAGGAUGUUUUUGUUUUGUUUUUUAAAUCAAAAAGUGACUCAUUUUUGCAGCCUCCAUAAACGUUAACAAAGGCUUUAAACUGUUUCCCCACGUCUUCAGUCUGAUUGCUUUUAUCCCUGCCUUGUAAUCACUAUUUUAUUGCACGAGGGGUUAGUUUUUUGUUUGGGUUUUUUUUUUUUCGCCUUUUAGCCAUAAUUGUGACUGUUGAUUCAAAACAGUUAAAGCUUUUACCUGAAGAGCUGUCAGACAUCUCCCAAUGAAAACUCCGGAGUUGAUGAGAGGAUUGUUGGUGUUUUCAGAUGGGGGAGAGACUUUGCUUUACAUUUGCAGUAAGUCUGCAAAUCAUGAUCACCUUAAAAGUAACGGGGGCUAAAAACACUACAUCAUUCCUGUCGCCUUCAUUAUACAUACUUAACAAAGACAUUAUUAAUCUUAAAAAAAGAGGGGACAGUUCAAAGAAAAGAUAAUUGGAUUAAAAAGAAAAGGUAUUUGUUUCCCAUCAGUGUUAUUUUGUAACUGCUGCCUUGCAGUUGAGUGAGAUGCCUUCGUGGCUCAGUCACACUAGAGUAAAAAUAGGACAGCGAUCUCUUUGCAGCUAGGAAAAAUUGGCGGUUGCCGAGUGAUUGCAUGGAAUUUUUUCACUAUCAGCACUUGAUUGCAAGUAGUUGUGGCAACAAACCAGUCACCUGGAAGUUAAGGGUGUUGCGUGCUGAACCUCUGGGCGACCACUUUCAAUCUCAAAACAAUUGUACAGGUCACCCAGUGGGAGGCAACCUGUCUCCAAACAGUUGCAGUCUGAUUGGAACUGACUGCAGUCACUCUCAGACAUUGGUAAAGGUUUACAGUAAACUGAUGUGUAAUUUAUAAGUGCAGAGAGACUGUCAGCAUGUUGCAAUCAGUCUGAGUCUUUACCCAUGAACACAACUUGCCUGUGGUGUGUUUCUUUGCAAGAGACUCGACUUAGCUGGUUGCCACCUAGUUAUAUUCAGGCUAUAUUUCAGUAUAAAAAUCAAGGUUGUGCCUGUGUCAUUCUGCAGUUUGCUGUCCUGCAGCAAUUAUGUCGCCAUCUGUGGAAUUUCUGAGUUUUUGGCAGAAUUUUGAAUGUACAACAUUAAUGUGAAUUUCUGUUUAAUGUGAAUUUCUCUGUAUGUAGAUGGCAACAGAUUUGCAACAGGUGACAACAGAUUUGUGACGUAUCACAGUUAAUAGCCAUAUUCUCACAAACAGAAUGCAUGUGAAUGCCAACUUGCCUCCAUUCAGUCACAAACUGGUAACAGCCUGAUGCGCCAAAGGCAAAGGCAAUUUUGGACAGGUCACGGUUUUCCCUAGUGUGACUGUAGCAUAAAGUAUUUAAGUGCCAUACAGUGAGAAGUUUGUAAGCUGUAGAUUUUCUGAAUCAUCAUUAAUGGCUCAGGAAAUCUAAAACACGUGAAGUCUUUCCUGGGCCAAAUGGCUGAGCAGUGAACUUGCAAACCUGCCAGAAAUUCAAAUGCCACAUCACUUGCCAUCAAUUCAUCGAAGCUUUCUUUGGUGCACAAAUUCCAGUCCAGCGAGCAGUCAUAGGCCUAAACCUCUGCAACCAGUGACAAACUUUUCCUGUAUUGAUUAGUAUAACAAUUCUGCAUCUAGUGUCACUAUUCAAAUCACUACUGAUGCCUCAAUAAGAAUAAAAAACAAAUUACUGAAAUUACACAUCCAGCAGAGUACUGAUUUAUUUUGAGUCUCUGACACUACAAUACAAUUCCUCGUAGCUGUAUAUACUGCUCAUUUAAUCCAUUAUUAAAGUGUUUCUGACACGUGAUGUAUGUUUUCAGCAGUAGACGAGAAUCAAUGACAUGGUGAAAGAUUCACGUUCCAGUUCAGAUCUUCGGUGAAAUUUAUUGCCCGACAGUUGAACAAGAUCAGUGCUGCAGCUGUUGUGAAGCAUAGAACAGUGUGAAAUUUCAGCUGUGAGUUAUUAAAAAAAGGUUGUUUUUUAAUGAAUUAUCUGCUCACUUUGGAGUUCUUUGAUAUUUGCACAUCUUAAGCGGCACAUUGAACUUGUUUGACUUGCAGACCGCCACACAGAACCCGCUGCCCCUUCACAACAGCAAAUAUAUAGGCUGCAUAUCUUUAUGUUUUUUUAAGGUAAAAGACGAGGUCACCCACUGCUCAGCUUAAAAUAAAUCUAUUUUCUUUAUUGAAUUUUCAAUCAAAUGCAACAAUUUGACUGGUUAUCAGUGAACGUCUCAUGAAAACCUUAAUUCAUUAUGCAACUAAUAUUACAACAAAUAUAUUGUUUCCUUUUAUGCAUGGCAAACUGUGUAAAUAUAGUGCCUUUAAAAAGUACAGAUUUCUGAAUGUGGGGAAACAAACAACUGUUAUUUUCAACCAUAAAACAAUGAUAUGAUCGAUUAGAAGCCUCAAGCAAAUGAUUCAUUGAGGAAAAUUAACAUAACGCCAUCAGCUGCAAAAGACAGCACUGUGUGCAGAAUGCACAGCUCUUCCUUUGUCUGCACAGUAAUGCUGCGCUGGCUGCAUUAUGCUGUGGCUGUGACUUUCAACAGCAAGGACCGAAAGACUUCUAGGGACACAAGUAAGAAAGGAUGGCACCAAAUACAGGCAAAUGCUGAAUGAGAUUUCGAGUGCCAGAGAUCUUAGAUUGUGGCAGUAAUGUUCUACAGAGCAACAAGUUUAAAAUGAAAGCCAAGUCAAAACUGGAAGGCCCUCGAAUGUGGAAUGUAAGAAUCCUUGACAGGCACUGCCAAACCUCAGAGAUUAAAAGAAAGUAAAAAAAAUCUGUGGAAUGCCUUGAAGAUAACUGUUCACAGUCACUUAGCAGCUGAAAAGCAUUCAUUUAGAGAAAUGAUACCUUUUUACAUUUCGUAAAAAAACAAAAAAAACAAACAAGUGUUCAAACAUGAGGCAUUCUGUGCCUGCAUCACGCUCUGUGUGAUGCAACUGAUGUAGUCGAGACUCAACUGUAGCACAUCCUGCCUUCUCGCAAUCAAGCUGCUCCGUGCUUACAGCAAAAUUAAUUUCUGUGGUUUCUUCUGCAUCUUUUGACAAUUCAUUCAUUUGAUGUUUCAUAACUGUAAAUUCAGCACUUAACAAUUCCCCAUUCUUUUACAAGAUUGUAGAUGCAUGCAUUAUGUGUUUGUGUAGUUGUAUGGAUAACUUUUUGUUGUAUGAUUACCUGUUUAUUGUAUUCUGGCUGGUGGUGUAAUUGUUGUUCAAUACACAGGACAUUUAUCAGAAGGCAUGAGAACAUUUUGUUGUACAAUGAUCACAGUUAGUUUCAUAGUUCUUUUAUAACCCAUUUGUUCCUGAACUUUAGUGAACCAUAUAGCGCAUCUUACUUCAUCUGCACAAAUGAAUGUGUUCAUGCUUUCAGCUUGUCUUCUUAUGCAAUGUUUGCUAUGUGAAAGCACUGGGGGAGGAAAGAGAAUACAGCGAAUGAGUGCAGGUGUAUAUUGCAGGUGAUUUGGUCCUUUCCCCCACCAAAACAAAAUGAUUUUACACCAGCAGGUAAAUAAAGUUUGGAAAUUACACAGAAACCAAAUUAAAGAGCGACACAGAUAAGGCAUUUUUCACAUAGCACAUUGUCUGAUUACAUAUGUAAGACCGCUGCAGCAGUCAGGAUUUUAUUAGAGCAAUUCUGGUUCUGAAUAUUGUUGUUUGAUAUGCUGGUUUAGCUUUAUUACCCACCAGUGCAUCAAUGAGACACAUGGAUGCUUCUUUAAAAUUUUGAUACUGAUUUACUCAAAGAAGGCUACGGUGUUUGUAUUUUGCUGAAAUAGCUCACAUGUGCCCAGUGUACUGCAUAUUAACAGGGUUCUUUGUACAUGCUACAGUAACUGUAUAUAUUGAUCAAUUUGAUGUCUGUUUUUUGUGUCCAAACACUUUUGACUUUCCAAGUCAGCUAUUGUAUGAUUUAUAACUUUUGUGAUCUGUUUUUCAAUAUGCGUGUUUUUCAAAGGUGUCAUCUUUUAAAGCCAAUUAAAAUAUUUCUGACUCUGAA